AUGCCUCCACGAAGAGCAGUUAGAGGACGUCCUGCUAGGCGUAAUGUUGAGGAGCAAGAGUUACCCAAUGCACCUGAAGUGCAACCGCAAGGAGAAGUUACUAAUGCUGAGUUCAGAGAGGCUAUUAAGAUGCUCAGUCAAGUUGUGACUAACCAAGCUGGGCAGCAGAGAGGAGAUCGACAAGAAGAGACUAACAUUUCAAGGAUUCGAUUCCUAAGCGUUCAUGAGUAUGGUUUGAAAUUCACUCAACUGUCUCGCUAUGCUGCGGAAAUGGUUGCAAACAUGAGGAGUAGGAUGAGUCUAUUUGUUGUUGGGUUAUCAUGUCUAUCGAGCAAAGAGGGCCGGGUAGCAAUGCUUAUUGGAGACAUGGACAUUUCGAGGUUGAUGGUCUAUGUGCAGCAAGUAGAGAAAGAGAAGCUAAGGGAUAUGGAGGAAUUUAAGAACAAGAGGGCUAAGACAGGGAAUGAGUCCGGGCAGCAGAAAAGUAAUGCCAACCAGUCAUCCUUUCAACAGAAAUAG
Molecule: messenger RNA, 519 nt
Organism: Solanum stenotomum
Lineage: Eukaryota; Viridiplantae; Streptophyta; Magnoliopsida; Solanales; Solanaceae
Exons: 2
Coding region: 1-519 (172 amino acids)
Source: RefSeq, a predicted model, not a curated record